CCGCCCCCUUCCCCGGUGGAUGCCGCCGGGAAGCGGGCGGAGCGCGCAGCCGGGGAGGGGGGCUGCCGCGGCCGCCGGAGUCCAUGCCAGUGCCCUCUCCUCCUCUUCCUACCAGAAUGCUUUACUUCCAGAUGGUGAUCAUGGCAGGGACCGUGAUGCUGGCUUAUUACUUCGAGUACACCGACACCUUCACGGUCAACCUGCAGGGCUUCUUCUGCUACGAGAGCGCCUACCGCAAGCCUUACCCGGGCCCGGAGGAGGGCAGCGCGGUGCCCCCCGUGCUCCUCUACUCGCUGGCGGCGGGGGUGCCAGUCUUGGUGAUUAUUGUUGGAGAAACUGCAGUGUUUUGCUUACAGAUGGCCACACAGGAUUUUGAAAACCAAGAAAAAACAAUAUUAACUGGAGACUGUUGCUAUAUAAACCCACUGGUGCGCAGGACUGUCAGAUUCCUUGGCAUUUAUGCAUUUGGACUUUUUGCAACAGACAUAUUUGUAAACGCUGGACAAGUAGUAACUGGGAAUCUUGCACCUCAUUUCCUCUCACUUUGCAAACCCAACUACACAGCUCUGGGAUGUCAGCAGUUUACACAGUUCGUCAGUGGUGCAGAGGCUUGCUCUGGAAAUCCCGAUCUUGUUAUGAAAGCCCGAAAAACUUUUCCUUCCAAAGAAGCAGCUCUGAGUAUAUAUGCAGCAACAUACAUCACUAUGUACAUCACCCACACAAUAAAGGCCAGAGGAACCAGGCUGGCAAAACCAGUUCUUUGCUUGAGCAUAAUGUGUAUGGCAUUUCUUACUGGCAUCAACAGAGUAGCAGAAUAUCGAAAUCACUGGUCAGACGUGAUAGCAGGAUUUCUAGUCGGUAUUUCAAUAGCUGUUUUUUUGGUGAUAUGUGUGGUUAAUAAUUUUAGAGGUAGGCAACCAGAACAAGAAGAGUCACACAUGGACAAUCUGGGACAAAUGUCUAUGAUCAGCAUCCCCCGUGUAGAACAUUCUGUAGUAAAGAACCACCUCACAGCCUUUGCAGAAGUCACAUGAUGGAGAAAGGGAUGUCUACUCGCUACAUUGGACGUCAUCUCUUUUCACAGCUCACUCGUAAUGACUGAAACAAUUUCAACAUUAAAGAAAAACUGAUUUGGUCUUAGAAUCUGAUCUAACAGCAUUAAAAUUUACAGCAACCUAGGAAGAAUAUGCCUGAGUUAAGAAUAUUUUCCAACUCCAACCAAAAGCAUCAUACCAUUUAGGGAUUGGGUGGGGAAGAGCAUGUCAUGUAAAACGUACCAUUUCCCUUGUUACGGCAUAUUUAUUUCCUAACUUGGUCAUGUAAGUAUUAGACUGUAUUCCAAAGGAGAUCUGGUCUUUAAAAUUCAGCAUGACACUUAACUCCCAUCUAAACCAAUUUCAGUGUACACUUUUCUAAAAGAAUCUUAUCCAGAACUCAGAUGCCACUGGCACUUCCUAUUAUAUAUUUCUCAUACCACAUUUCUUAAGA
Thamnophis elegans (Western terrestrial garter snake) is the source of this 1488-nucleotide messenger RNA. RefSeq names its product phospholipid phosphatase related 5 (gene PLPPR5). The record is from RefSeq and is a predicted model, not a curated record. Gene Ontology annotation, biological process: phospholipid metabolic process; signal transduction; phospholipid dephosphorylation. Gene Ontology annotation, molecular function: phosphatidate phosphatase activity. The coding region runs from base 84 to 1034 and encodes 316 amino acids. The transcript is spliced from 6 exons. Lineage: Eukaryota; Metazoa; Chordata; Lepidosauria; Squamata; Natricidae.